Molecule: messenger RNA, 2448 nt
Organism: Hordeum vulgare subsp. vulgare (domesticated barley)
Lineage: Eukaryota; Viridiplantae; Streptophyta; Magnoliopsida; Poales; Poaceae
Product: L-type lectin-domain containing receptor kinase IX.1-like
Exons: 2
Coding region: 8-2257 (749 amino acids)
Biological process (GO): protein phosphorylation
Cellular component (GO): plasma membrane
Molecular function (GO): carbohydrate binding; protein kinase activity; ATP binding
Source: RefSeq, a predicted model, not a curated record
AUUUUCAAUGGACGAACGAAGCUAUAUUUGUGCUCUACUAUAUAAUAUAUUAUUGUGCCCAGUGGAGACCUCAUCACAAGUCACAACAGCAAUGGCUGGGCUGAAGCUAUACUUGUUCUCCAGUCGAGCAGCGUGCUUCUUGCUCCUCUGUGUCCAUCAUGCGACCGCCAUCUCCUUCAACUACGACAACUCCUUCAGCUCUGACGAUUUCAGAGAGGAGGAUGACGCGAGCAUCACCAACGGCAGGAUUGAGCUCCUCGGUGACGAGGCAAACGCUCGAGCAAGGGGCCGCGUUCUCUACAAGCAGGCGGUGCAGCUCUGGGACGGCGUCACCGGCGAGGCGGCCAGCUUCACCGCGAGCUUCAACUUCAGCAUCCAGUCUCUGCCUGGCCGGAGCAGCACCCCCGGGCACGGCAUGACGUUCUUCAUCGCGCACUACAUGCCCCAACUGCCGCAGGACUCCUACGACGGCUGCCUUGGGCUCUUCGACGAGAGACAUGCUCCGAAAGACGGGACGACGGCGAUCUCCACCAACGCUUCCGGCAGCGCCAGCUUCGUCGCCGUAGAGUUCGACACCCACCGUGACGCGUGGGACCCCAGCAGCCGGCACAUCGGCGUAGACGUGAACAACGUCGACUCACGCGGCAACUUCGAGAUCUUGCCAGAAGGCAGCCUCGUCGACGCCGGCGUGAUGUCUUCGACGGUGAACUACGACAACGCCACGGCGAGGCUGGACGUCGACCUCCGCGUCAUCGGCACUGGCGCCAGGUAUACCCUCUCCGCUACCGUCGACUUGCGAAGCUUGCUGCCGGAGCAGGUCGCGGUAGGCUUCUCGGCGGCCACCGGUGAUGCGUUCUUUAGCUAUCACACCAUACUCUCGUGCUCCUUCAAGUCCACGCUCCCGACAAGGAACGACGCGCCAUUCCCAUCUACCUCGUCAACCAAGAAGGCCACCCUACAACUCAGUGCCGGGGUUGGCGCCGCAGCCGUGCUGGUGCUCCUGCUCGCGGUCACCGUCGCGGUGCUGCUCCGGCGUGCGAGCAGGAGAAACAGGCAAGAACCAGAGGUCGACAAAGACAUGCUUGCCGGCGAUAUGACUCCGGACUCCCUGGAUGCCGCCGCCGACGACGAGUUCGGUUCAAGCACGGGACCCCGGCCCAUCCCGUACGCCAACCUAGCGGCGGCGACGGGGAACUUCGCGGAGGAAGGGAAGCUGGGGCAGGGCGGAUCCGGGUCUGUGUACCGGGGCCACAUGAAAGAAGUCGGCGGCCGCGAUGUGGCCAUCAAGGUAUUCUUGCGAGGGGCGUCAUUGGAGGGGAGGAAGGAGUACAGGUCGGAGGUCACCAUCAUCAGCAGACUGCGUCACCGGAAUCUUGUGCAGCUAAUCGGCUGGUGCCAUGGUCGCAGGCGGCUGCUGCUGGUCUACGAGCUCGUGCGCAACGGCAGCCUCGAUGGAUACCUCUACAGCAAAGACGACCUAAUUCUGACUUGGCAACUCAGAUACCAGAUCAUUGUUGGAUUGGCGUCUGCAGUGCUGUACCUCCACCAAGAAUGGGAUCAAUGCGUCGUCCAUGGCGACAUUAAGCCGAGCAACAUCAUGUUGGAUGAGUCCUUCAACACCAAGCUAGGCGACUUUGGCCUGUCGCGGCUCAUCGACCACGGCAUGAGCUUGCAGACAAUGACCGCCAUGGCGGGUACCCCGGGCUAUCUUGACCCGGAGUGCGUGAUCACCGGCAAGGCGUCCACCGAGUCUGACAUGUACAGCUUCGGCGUGACCCUACUGGAGAUCGUGUGCGGGCGGCGACCGAUGGCGCCGCCCACCGGCGGUGCGAGGGACGGCCAGGUGUUCCGGCUGCUGGAGUGGGUGUGGGAACUUUACGGUAGGGGCGCUGCCCUCGACGCCGUUGACGAGCGUCUCGGCGGCGUGUUCGACCGGUGGGAGAUGGAGCGGGUGGUGGCCGUUGGGCUGUGGUCCGCGCACCCGAACCCAAAGAUGAGGCCGGCGAUCAGGCAGGCCGCCGAGGCGCUGCAGUCAAGGAAGUUCAGGAUGCCGGUGCUGCCGCCCAAGAUGCCGGUAGCCGUGUACCUGCAGCCUUUCGGAGAUUCCACCAUGGAGUACGGCGACAGCACCACCACUGUCGGGUCGGGGUUUACCACGCAGCACUACUCGUCGACCAGCCGUACAACGGCGACGCAAUCUUCAGAUACUACUAGCAUGCCAGCCACUGUAAGUGAGGAGUUGAACUCCAAUAUAUAGAAUACUGUAGUGGACUUCAUAAUUCAAAUUGUGGUGGGCAUAUUAAUUUGUACUGCCGAGUUAUGCCGUGACGCUGCUUGUAAUUAAUAACUGCACUAACAAUGUAGGACCUUUUUGCGAGCUAAGCUAGCUUUCGAAAACGUCUUACAUUGCGAGACGGAGUAGUAGAUUAUGGAGCAGUUGUGAAGUGA